AAAACGCCUCUGCAAACAUACCCUGUCUCUCCUCUAUAUCUGCUUCUCUCUUUCUCUCUCUCACGCUGUCCUUCACUCCCAUGCGCACACUCGCUCACUUCAUCCUCUCUUCCUCUUUGCUGCCUCUGCCAUCCCUCAUUCUCUUCAUUACUGAGUGCAACUCUGUCCACCAGACAAUGGGAUCGACUUUUGGGGAGAGUGUGUGAGCGCGUUCGCAUGCAUGCGCGUGCGUGUGUGAGAGUGCGUAUGCAUGUGAGUGAGACUGAGCGGAUGUGGGAUCUGUGUGAAAGAGCUUUCCUGCCAGCCCACCGGAUCCAGUGAGCCAGCUUAGCAAGCCAGGCGUGCACGGAGCUGGGCAAGUGUGUGAGAGCGUGUACAUGUGGGUCUCUUUCACCCUCACACGCUGCUCCACACGCUUGGGAUCCUAGGGCUUGGCGCCUUUCCCCCGGGACCCCCCUGCACCCCUCUGUCUGUCUCUCUCUCUGCGGUCUCCUCUUCUCCAGCAGUCACCAUUUCGGCUCCCGGCAGACCCACGCUGGCUGCCCAGCCACUCCCGCGCCUCAGCCUGGGCAGGAAGACCCUGGUGGCGGCCGCCGUAGGGGUCAUGCUGGUGCUGGUGCUGGUGGUGCUCAUCCCCGUGCUGGUCAGCUCCGUGAGCAAUGACAACAGCCACUAUGAGAUGCUGGGCACCUGUCGAAUGGUGUGCGACCCGUACCAGAACAAGGGCACCAGCACGGGCAUUGCCAGCACUGGCUCUUCUGUGCAGGCCGAGGCCGAGGCUCUGGCCGACCACAGCAACAUGCCUCCACCCUCCACGCUCCUCCAGGGGCCACAGGGGAAGCCGGGCCGACCAGGCAAACCCGGACCUCCGGGGCCACCAGGGGAGCCAGGGCCCCCGGGUCCGAUGGGGCCCCCGGGGGACCGGGGGGACAGGGGCCGAAGCGGGGUUCUGAGUCUGGGCAAUGAUGGAGCUAUCAGCACGGUUACAUACAACACUCACCCACGGGUGGCUUUCUACGCGGGACUGAAGAACCCACACGAGGGCUAUGAGAUCCUCAAGUUUGACGACGUGGUCACCAACCUCGGCAACAACUAUGAUGGCACUUCGGGCAAGUUCAUCUGCAGCGUGCCGGGCACAUAUUUCUUCAUCUACCACGUCCUAAUGAGAGGAGGUGAUGGAACCAGCAUGUGGGCUGACCUGUGCAAGAACGGACAGGUGCGAGCCAGCGCGAUCGCUCAAGAUGCUGAUCAGAACUAUGACUACGCCUCAAACAGUGUGAUUCUGCAUCUAGACGCUGGCGAUGAAGUCUACAUCAAACUGGAUGGCGGCAAAGCCCAUGGGGGCAACAACAACAAAUACAGCACAUUCUCUGGCUUCAUUCUUUACGCCGACUGAAUAUGUGAUCGCAGAGGAAAAGCAGCUGGAAAGAAAGAAAUAUAGCGAAAGGAAAGUGGAAGUGAAGGAAGGAGCAUUUAACAUCCCAGCGCUUUAUUUUACCAGGAUCUCUCCAUUGCUUCAGCACACAUUUUUACAGAAAGAGACUCAGUGGAACGAGGGUUCAGUAGCUUCUCGUUGAAUCACCUUAUUGAUUGAUAAAAAGACAAGGAAAUAAAGUGAUAAAAGUGACGUUUUUCUCUUUCGGUGUUGAAAGGGCAUUAAGACUCUUAGAGUGACUGGCAGAGAUCUUUAACCUCAUCCUCAUGUGAUUUUCCUCAGUAAAACUCGUUUUGCCCACAGAUAUCUAAUGUUAAAAAUAUCCAUGACAACCUGUGGGAAAAAGUAUGAUACUUUUGAAGGAUAUGUGAAUCUGAUGACAACUUAUGUAUUCAUAUAAUUCUAAGGCUUGUGUCCGAUUUCUCCUUACCUCUAUACUGGACACAGCACCCCCUGUUGGCUAUUGUUGGUAACUGGUUUCCAUCUGCAUUCUUUUCGUAUGUGUUGUACUCUGUUGGGACUGCAGUAGCUGAUGAGCAUUGUGAAUGAAUGCCAUUCCUUACAAGCACUUGAUACUCAAUUUAGACAAUUGGUACUCUGCUACUCCUGCUUCCCACGACACCUUUCCUUCCCUGUCAAUUAGCACUCGACCCUAAUCUCGCUCCUCUCAGUCACCUCCUGCCCCUCCAGAAACACCAGAUGACUUAUAAUAGUCUAAACUAUUUUUUUUGUUGUUGUUUUUGAAAGAGACGGCUUAAAGGAUGCUUAUGUAUGUUUUAGUGUUAGUUAACUUACUGUAGAAAGAAUGGAGAGCCUGUGAUGAACACAUAAACAGGAUAUUUUUCUGAAGCUAAAUGUAAAAAAUACAAAAAAAAAAUUCAAAUAAAAAUAUAACAACUGAGUUUGGCAAAUAUUCUUCGCUAUUUUAAAAUAUAAAUUAUAAAAUUAUUAACUAUAAGCCACAGUAUUACUAUUUCAUAACAAUUAUUAUUUAUAAUCUGAACAUUACGGAGAAUUUCAGAUGUCAGAAGUGAUGGCUUAAAAACGUAUUGAUUUUGAAGAGGGCUGGAGGAUGAGUUGAGGUGCUUUUGAGGGGGUUCACUUAUCACUCAAUCAUUCCUGCUAACAAAUGCAACAACAUGCAGUGCGAAUAUUUACAAGGUAAUAUUUGAUUCCGGUGGGACGAAUGAAUGUGAGAAAAUGAGGUUUAUUUGUAAGUGUGCAUGUGUGUUUGCGAGUGUGAGUGUGUGUGUGUAUCUGUACCAACACCAGAGCAUGAACUACAGUAUAUUUAGUCUUUGCCACAUUAUUGGUUUGAGAAAUGUUCUAUGCUUUAGCUGGUCAAAGAUGUGAUAUAGAGCCAAUGAGAUUGCAUCAGACACGUUUAGCUAAGCCUCUACAGAGAAGAUAUAAAAGAAACAAUAAAGCUGUAAAUUAAAUAAAUCUAUGCUAUGUUUGUCAGUCCUACUCUAUCUUUUGGAAAUGUUGAAUAAAUUUAAAUAACAAAUGGGAUCUUUGGAGUCGUUUGU
This is a messenger RNA of Cyprinus carpio (common carp), 2964 nucleotides long. RefSeq names its product complement component 1, q subcomponent-like 1-like 2 (gene c1ql1l2). Lineage: Eukaryota; Metazoa; Chordata; Actinopteri; Cypriniformes; Cyprinidae. Gene Ontology annotation, molecular function: protein binding. The record is from RefSeq and is a predicted model, not a curated record.